AAAAUGAUCCCUCCACCGGCCUCCACCCCCCGGUCCCCGUCCAGCGCGCCCCAGCCCAUGGCUACUCGGUAAGAGAACGAUGGACUUGACCGAAGCGUUCUUGGCGAUCUUCCUGGUGGUCGCCCUGGCCGUGUCUCUGCUGGCCAACCUGCUGGUGCUGCUAUGCUUCGUGUCCAGCUCCGAGCUCCGCAAGCAGGUGUCGGGGGUCUUUCUGGUCAACCUGUCCUUUUGCAACCUGCUGCUGACCGUGGCCAACAUGCCCUUCACCCUGCUGGGGCUCCUGACGGGUCGCUCGCCCGCCGGCGACCGUCUCUGCCAAGCCCUGGGAUUCCUGGAAACUUUUCUGACUUGCAACGCCAUGCUGAGCAUGGCGGCCCUCAGCAUCGACAAGUGGAUCGCCGUGGUCUUCCCCUUGAGUUACGCCAGCAAGAUGCGGUUCAAGGAUGCGGUGGUCUUGGUGGGCUACUCCUGGAUCCACUCGCUGGCCUUCCCCCUGGUGGCCCUGGGCUUCUCCUGGCUGGGUUUCAGCGGCAGCUACGCUUCCUGCACCUUGGCCCUCAAGGAAGCGUCGGACCGAAGGAGGUUCACAGCCUUCACCAUCGUGUUGCACGCCACUAGCUUCAUGCUCUCUCUGCUCAUCCUCUGCUUCACCUACUUGAAAGUCCUCAAAGUCGCCCGCUUCCACUGCCGGAGGAUCGAUAUCAUCACCAUGCAAACCCUGGUUUUGCUCGUCGAUAUCCACCCCAGUGUGAAGCAGCGCUGUCUUAACGAGCAGAAGAGGCGUCGGCAGCGGGCCACCAAGAAAAUCAGCAUUUUUAUAGGAUCUUUCGUCAUCUGUUUUGCACCUUACAUUAUCACCAGGUUGGUCGAGCUCCUUCCUUUCAUCACAAUCAACUACUACUGGGGGAUUGUAUGCAAGUGCCUGGCCUACAGUAAGGCUGCAUCGGACCCUUUCGUGUACUCCCUUCUGCGCAAACAGUACAAGAAAGUCUUGAUGAACAUUGUCAACAGGCUCCUGAAGAGAGACCUCUACCCUUCCUCCGGCUACAACAGCUCUCUGGACACAGAGAACGAGUACUGCCUCCACAGAACAAACUGAGAUUCCUGCCCCGGUCGUCUCUGGCCAGUCGGGACGGACCUUCCCGAAUCUUGCCCGACUCGGAGCGUCACCUCCUCCCCACCUGGCGAUGCGACGAUGGCCACCGAAAUCCUAGGGUCGCGCUGGACGAGGUCGCUCGGAAUCGGGGCCGCCCGACGGGUUCCGUUAUCGUCCGCGGGGAGGGAGAUCACCCGGCGGGGCCGCUGCUGGAUGCUCUGCGGCCGGGCCCUGCUCCAUAAACUUGUCGGGUUCGGAUCUGGGGGUUCGACUGUCCCGAUCCCUUGCCGGUCUGGGCCCCGUAAGGGGCCGAGGGGGGGCUGCUCACUCUUUCCCAUCAGAGAGUUUAAAAAGCAGGAUAUCCUAGCGGCUGGCUCGGGUUUUAAUGCGACGUCUGCCUAAAGUAGAAGACCUCGCGCUAGUCCAGUUUAGAGAACGUUCCCCCUUCCAACUCAGCAAGUAGCGGAGUGCUGUUCACUUUCGAAGCUCCUUCGUUUCUCCCCCAGCCCCCUUGCCUGGGGAUUUUGGCUUGGCACACAGGUGACUAGAUUUUUAUCUACUUAGUUUUAUUUUUGUAAGAGCUGGCCUAAGGUAUGUCGAUUUGGGAAAGAGGUUUCUAGAACGUCCUUGUGGAAUGGGUCCUUAAAUGAGAGUGUUCCUCGCGUAUUUGGCUCCGAUUCUAAGGACAGCUUUCCAGGAGAAUUUUCCCUCGAGGAGAGAACUCCGUCGGAAUCUCCUUCAGCGAUACCAAGGAUGAGAGCUUGGGCCGUUUGUACUAGACAGGAUGAUUGUAAUGUCGAGGGAAAGAGGGGACGCGUACGUUUAGCAGGGCAUAUGACCAAAGGCUAAAAGCCCGAUUUUACUAGGUUUAACACUUCCUGGACUUUGUUCCAUGACAGAAUCACUGAAGGAACGAUGGUUCUCCUAUCAGGAAGGAUGGACAAAUCUCAAUCCUGAAGAGUCUCUAGACUGUAAACUCACUGUGGGCCGGGAAGCAGCGUGGCCUAAUGGAUAGAGCCCGGGCCCGGAA
This is a messenger RNA of Ornithorhynchus anatinus (platypus), 2126 nucleotides long. RefSeq names its product G protein-coupled receptor 78 (gene GPR78). The transcript is spliced from 3 exons. Gene Ontology annotation, cellular component: membrane. The record is from RefSeq and is a predicted model, not a curated record. Gene Ontology annotation, biological process: adenylate cyclase-activating G protein-coupled receptor signaling pathway. Gene Ontology annotation, molecular function: G protein-coupled receptor activity. The coding region runs from base 80 to 1099 and encodes 339 amino acids. NCBI's taxonomy places the organism in Eukaryota, Metazoa, Chordata, Mammalia, Monotremata, Ornithorhynchidae.